AUGGCUGUGGCGCAGGAUGGGAAUGGUAACAUUUUUCCAAUUGCUUUCGCUAUUGUCGAGGGUGAAAGCAAGGAUGCUUGGAGUUUUUUCCUUCGUAAUCUAAGAAGCCACGUGACACCCCAACCCAAUCUAUGCCUAAUAUCAGACAGACAUCCAUCGAUUAAAAGUGCCUAUGAUGAUCCUGCAAAUGGAUGGCAAAAUCCUCCGUCUUCACAUGUCUACUGCAUUAGGCAUAUCGCGCAAAAUUUUAUGCGUGUGAUUAGAGACAAGGAACUACGUAAAAAACUCGUCAACAUGGGUAAUAGUCUAAUUGAUCUUUGUGAAACAAAUAGAGAUGCUUUGGAGUGGAUUGAAAAUAUCCCCAGGGAGAAGUGGGUAAGGGCGUUUGAUAGAGGGAAACGAUGGGGACACAUGACGACUAACCUUGCAGAAGCAAUGAACUCUGUGCUAAAGGCAACCAGAAACCUUCCAAUAGCGUCUUUGUUUUCGGCCACAUAUUUUCGGAUGGGAGCAUUAUUUGGUCAACGUGGACAUGAAUGGACAAAGAGGUUGACAUCAGGCCAAACUUUUACAGACAAGUGUAUCAAGGGGAUGACUGAAGAAGUCAACAAAGCAAGCAGUCAUAAUGUUUAUCCGUUUGACCGGGAGAGGUUCUAUUUUAUGGUGGCCGAAAGAAUAAACCGCAACGAUGGUCGACCAACUGGUACUUACGGUGUUGAUCUGCGAAAAAGAACAUGUGAUUGCGGAAAAUUUCAAGUGUUCCAUUUGCCUUGCUCACAUGUGAUUGCAGCAUGUGAAAGUAUACGCCAAGACUACACCAUUCACAUACCCGACGUGUUCAAGAUUCAGCAUGUUUUUAAAGUCUACCAACAAAGCUUCCAGAUCCUCCCACAUCAAGACAAUUGGCCGCAAUAUAGAGGAGCUACUAUUUGUCAUGACGAAACUAUGCGUAGGAAAAAGAGAGGUCGCCCAAAUAGUACUCGGAUUCGAACCGAAAUGGACGACGUGGAAAAGGAAAAGAGAAUGUGUGGGAUAUGCCGUGAAGUAGGCCAUAUCCGAAGUAAAUGUCCAAAUGUAGCAGGCCCGUCCAAUAGGCCUCGUUAA
Messenger RNA from Vicia villosa (hairy vetch), 1104 nucleotides. RefSeq lists its product as uncharacterized. Bases 1 to 1104 code for a protein of 367 amino acids. The record is from RefSeq and is a predicted model, not a curated record. Gene Ontology annotation, molecular function: nucleic acid binding; zinc ion binding. The transcript is spliced from 2 exons. Lineage: Eukaryota; Viridiplantae; Streptophyta; Magnoliopsida; Fabales; Fabaceae.